Williopsis jadinii is the source of this 1128-nucleotide messenger RNA. RefSeq names its product decapping nuclease (gene RAI1). Lineage: Eukaryota; Fungi; Ascomycota; Saccharomycetes; Phaffomycetales; Wickerhamomycetaceae. Gene Ontology annotation, cellular component: nucleus; cytosol. The transcript has a single exon. The record is from RefSeq and is a predicted model, not a curated record. The coding region runs from base 1 to 1128 and encodes 375 amino acids. Gene Ontology annotation, molecular function: mRNA 5'-diphosphatase activity. Gene Ontology annotation, biological process: nuclear-transcribed mRNA catabolic process; NAD-cap decapping.
AUGUCCGGCGUGAAGCUCUUCCCACUGAACAGCAGAGCUGACACCACAGCACUGAGACAGCCGAAGGAGCUGUACUGCUUUUCCCGGACGUUUGACGGUGAAUAUGUCAAUGGCGAUGUAUGCCUCAGCUACUACUUUCUUCCCGAUUCUGAUGUUGACACCAACAUCGACCUGGGAGCCGGGUUUGGCAAGUUCAAGAAGAUGGACGACGAUAAGGAUGGCGUGUUUGAUGGGUUCAUCGGCGGGCUGGAGGACUACGAGCGCCGGACGGGCUCCAAGGUGAAGGCUGAUAUCAUCACGUUCAGAGGGAUCAUGACGCAGCUGCUGAUCCUGCCGUAUGAGCAGAGAAACCACAUCGACCUGAACGUGAUAUACUUCGACGGCCAUAUCUUCAUCCAGCAGGAUAAGAAGGCGAAGAAGCUGCACGAGCGUGCACCUUCAGUGGAACAGCAGAGGCUGAUGUACUCGGGCUACAAGUUCGAGUCCGUGGCGACCGUGCCAAAGCCAUUGAACGAGGUGUCCAGGGCGACGAUUGAGAAGAGAAGCAAGAAGAUCGUCAACAACGUGGAGCAGUACUGCUCUGUGGUGAGAACAGGCAUUGGAAAGACCAGAAUCGUGCUGGGAGGCGAGGUUGACUGUGUGUGGGACUAUAAGCCUGUGGACUCGAACCCACUGCCGCACUAUGUCGAGCUGAAGACGUCUUCACAGAUCUCUGAGCCUGGCCAGAGUGUCACAUUCGAGAAGAAGCUGUUCAAGACAUGGGCACAGUGCUUCCUAUUGGGCAUAACAAGAGUUAUCUAUGGCUUCAGAGAUCAAAACCUGACGCUGAGGGCCGUGGAGGAGUACAAGACUGAGGAGAUCCCCGUGCUGUUGAAAUCGAACCCUGUGAAUACCAACCCGAGAAAGAUCAACUGUGUCGAUGCUCUGAAGUGGUAUGGAGCUCUUGUCGAGUGUAUCAAAGCUGAGAUUCCACGUGAUGAGUCCAAGUCGUGGAGACUGACGUUCGAUCCACAGAACAAGACACUCUCACUGUAUGAGCUGCCACCUGAUAUCUCAGCUGAGGUGUUGAGCACUUUACUGCCAGAGAGCUUCAAACAGUGGAGACUACAGAGCAGAUCGAGUUCAUAG